CCGCUCCAGGACGCUCGGGUGCGUGCGUGUGUUUUGGGGGUCCCGCUCCACGGGAGAGCAGCUGGAGCUCUGGGCGUCCGGCCUGCGGCUCGAAGCCGGCGGUAUGCACGUGUGAGAUGCGGCCUCGGGCAGCCCGGACACGAGCAGCGGCCCCCGGGGCUCGGGUGACGAGAAGCGCGGCCUCCUCGGCGCCGGGCGCGCGGUGCAUGCGGGGGAGCACGCGGGCUCCACGCCGCCUCCAUAAACACUUGUUUAGGACUCGUUCGCCUCGUUGAGGCCCCGCCAUGGCCGCCCCACCGGAUCCCGAGCCCCCCGAACCGGCAGCGGCGCCCCUGCGCGCCCCCGAGGUGGCGCGGCUCCGCGAGGAGCAGGAAAAGGUGGUCACUAGCUGCCAAGAGAAAAUCCAGCACUGGAAGAAGGUGGAUGAUGAUUACAGUGCCCUUCAGGAGAGACUCAGCACCUUGCCGGAUAAGUUGUCCUACAACAUCAUGGUACCCUUUGGCCCCUUUGCCUUCAUGCCAGGAAAACUUGUGCACACCAAUGAAGUCACUGUUUUACUAGGGGACAACUGGUUUGCAAAGUGCUCAGCCAAGCAGGCCGUUGGAUUAGCAGAGCACCGGAAAGAACAUGUGAGAAAAACAAUAGAUGAUUUGACGAAAGUGAUGAAAAAUUUUGAAUCCAGAGUUGAAUUCACAGAAGAUUUGCAGAAAAUGAGUGAUGCUGCGGGUGAUAUUGUUGAUAUAAGAGAAGACCUAAAAAGUGACUUUGAAUUUAAAGGAAAGCAACGAAUUGCUCAUAAGCCUCAUUCCAAACCAAAAACUUCAGGUCUUUUUGAAGCUGAUUUUGCCAAUGAUUCAAAAUCUAAGGAUUUGCUAGCUGACAAGGAACUGUGGGCUCGACUUGAAGAACUGGAAAGGCAAGAAGAAUUGCUGGGUGAACUUGACAGUAAGCCUGACACUGUGAUUGCAAAUGGCGGACAUGAGAACUCCUCUGAAGAGGAAAAGGAGGAGCAGAAGGCAUGUGGGCCUGGGGGCGGUGGAGCCCAUGGCUCCUUCACUCCCAGAAGUGAUUGGAAGCUCGCUCCUAGCUCAGCCCUGCUCAGGGGUCUAUCGCUAUGUCCAGUGAAUGGCUCAAACUCUUACCACAGCAAGGAAGAUGACAGUGAUGGGGACGAUGAUGAUGAUGGGGAUGAAGAUGGCAAUAAGGAGAACCACCCAUGUGCUUCAGGGGUUGGAGACAAUUCUGUACCAACCAUCUAUUUUUCUCAUACUGUUGAACCUAAGAGGGUUCGAAUAAAUACUGGGAAAAACACCACCUUGAAGUUCAGUGAAAAGAAAGAAGAAGCCAAACGGAAGCGCAAGAACACCAGCAGUGGCCAUGGUGCCCAUGAGCUGCCCACCAUCAAGACCCCGGCUGACAUUUACAGGGUCUUCGUGGAUGUGGUGAAUGGUGAGUAUGUCCCACGCAAGUCCAUCCUGAAGUCACGCAGCCGGGAGAACAGUGUGUGCAGCGACACCAGCGAGAGCAGCGCGGCUGAGCCCGAUGAGCGGCGCACCGUGCUGCGGAGCCUCAGCUGUGAGACAGAGUCCAGCAGUGAGGCCGGGGAGGCCGGCCCAGGCCUCCUUGAGGAGCCCCCCGGGGGCCAGCGGCCCCAGGCUUUUUCUGGAACAGUGAUAGAAAAGGACUUUUUACCCUCCCCAACAAUACACCCCGCCAUCGCUCCUCCCGGACUGCCCACCAUUCCAGAACGCAAAGAAACGCUCCCAGAAGCAGCUGAAGAGCCUGCAAAGCGGGUUUCCAAGUUCAAAGCUGCCCGACUGCAGCAGAAAAGUUAGGCCUCGCCCGCUUGGCCUGCUCAGGCUGCAUAUGCCCACUCACCUGUGCAGCCCCUACGCCAGGCGGUUUGAACUCGGGCCUGGGAGGCAGGUGGACACAGCACUUCUCACUGGGGCGGGCCAUCAGUCUGUGCGCACAGUCUUCUUGGGUUCUCUCCUCCCAGAGUCGCCCAGGCUGGCUUUCUCUGCUGCCAGCACAGCUGUGAUUGUUUUCAGUGGGUGCAGUUGGCCUGCAUUGUUUUUUCGUGUUUCAGACUAAAUACAGGCCAUGCGGUACCAGCCGUGAUGUGUAUGGUCCAUGGGAAAGAAACUUCUUAAAAUUUCAAAUCAGUUCAUCCGUUCUGUCCCUUCGCAUUCACCUUUUCAAGGCACUUUAAAAUAAAAUUAAAAAAAA
This is a messenger RNA of Dipodomys ordii (Ord's kangaroo rat), 2229 nucleotides long. RefSeq names its product URI1, prefoldin-like chaperone (gene Uri1). Gene Ontology annotation, molecular function: phosphatase inhibitor activity; chromatin binding; transcription corepressor activity. The transcript is spliced from 11 exons. Gene Ontology annotation, biological process: negative regulation of phosphatase activity; negative regulation of transcription by RNA polymerase II. The record is from RefSeq and is a predicted model, not a curated record. Lineage: Eukaryota; Metazoa; Chordata; Mammalia; Rodentia; Heteromyidae. The coding region runs from base 285 to 1835 and encodes 516 amino acids.